Cebus imitator (Panamanian white-faced capuchin) is the source of this 3083-nucleotide messenger RNA. It is a transcript of the gene ESRRG, whose product is annotated as estrogen related receptor gamma. Gene Ontology annotation, molecular function: nuclear steroid receptor activity; DNA-binding transcription factor activity; steroid binding. Gene Ontology annotation, biological process: regulation of DNA-templated transcription. NCBI's taxonomy places the organism in Eukaryota, Metazoa, Chordata, Mammalia, Primates, Cebidae. Bases 719 to 1747 code for a protein of 342 amino acids. The transcript is spliced from 7 exons. Gene Ontology annotation, cellular component: nucleus. The record is from RefSeq and is a predicted model, not a curated record.
CCAACCAACCCAAGUGGCUAUCUCACAAACUUGGCAGGUCCCACUCUGUGCUUCCAUGGAGAAGGGCGGCCAGUGUGAUUUUGGGCAAAGUGUGGUGACUUGUGGAUUUUCACUGUGACUAUGUUGCUACAUGGUCCUUCACUUGGAGUUAGUGCAACAAGGAGACAUCUGAGCCUAAAAUUUAUGAAACAUCUAAAGGAAUCAAGCUUUAUAUAGGAUCACUGUUGGGGGUUGAAUUGUGUCUCCCCAAAAGAUAUCGAAGCCCUAACUACCUCCCUAUACCUUACAAUAGGGCCUUUAUUGGAAGCAGGGUCCUUGAAGAAGAUCAAGUUAAGAUGAGAUUAUUUGGUUGGGCCUUAAUUCAAUAUAUCUGGUGUCAUUAUAAAAGGGGACAAUUUGGACACAGGGACAAAGGGAGAAUGCCACAUAAAGACUGGAGUUAUGAUGCCGUAAACCAAGGAACUCCAAAGAUUGCUGGCAAGCCACUAAAAGCCAGGAGAGAUUCACAGAACGGUCUCCCUCUUAGUCUACCAAAGGAGUCAACCCUGCUGACAUCUUGACUUUUUCACAGUUCUAGCCUCCAGAACUCUUUAAAAAAUUGAAGGCUAUUGGAACCUUCUUAUAAGAAACCUUCCUAGUCGGAGAGUUCAAUAUUUUUCUUUUCUUCAUUCAUGAAAAUAUAGAUCCACUGAGAAAGAGAACAAGGCUUCUCUGCAGAAUGUCAAACAAAGAUCGACACAUUGAUUCUAGCUGUUCGUCCUUCAUCAAGACGGAACCUUCCAGCCCGGCCUCCCUGACGGACAGCGUCAACCACCACAGCCCUGGUGGCUCAUCAGACGCCAGUGGGAGCUACAGUUCAACCAUGAAUGGCCAUCAGAACGGACUUGACUCGCCACCUCUCUACCCUUCUGCUCCUAUCCUGGGAGGUAGUGGGCCUGUCAGGAAACUGUAUGAUGACUGCUCCAGCACCAUUGUGGAAGAUCCCCAGACCAAGUGUGAAUACAUGCUCAACUCGAUGCCCAAGAGACUGUGUUUAGUGUGUGGUGACAUCGCUUCUGGGUACCACUAUGGGGUAGCUUCAUGUGAAGCCUGCAAGGCAUUCUUCAAGAGGACAAUUCAAGGGGUGCGUCUUGACAGAGUACGUGGAGGUCGGCAGAAGUACAAGCGCAGAAUAGAUGCGGAGAACAGCCCAUACCUGAACCCUCAGCUGGUUCAGCCAGCCAAAAAGCCAUAUAACAAGAUUGUCUCACAUUUGUUGGUGGCUGAACCGGAGAAGAUCUAUGCCAUGCCUGACCCGACUGUCCCCGACAGUGACAUUAAAGCCCUCACUACACUGUGUGACUUGGCGGACCGCGAGUUGGUGGUUAUCAUUGGAUGGGCAAAGCAUAUUCCAGGCUUCUCCACGCUGUCCCUGGCGGACCAGAUGAGCCUUCUGCAGAGUGCUUGGAUGGAAAUUUUGAUCCUUGGUGUCGUAUACCGAUCUCUUUCCUUUGAGGAUGAACUUGUCUAUGCAGACGAUUAUAUAAUGGACGAAGACCAGUCCAAAUUAGCAGGCCUUCUUGAUCUAAAUAAUGCUAUCCUGCAGCUGGUAAAGAAAUACAAGAGCAUGAAGCUGGAGAAAGAAGAAUUUGUCACCCUCAAAGCUAUAGCUCUUGCUAAUUCAGGUUGGCAUAUCGACAUGGUCAUUGUUAUAUUUUAUUAUAUGUCAGUUUUAUCCCUCUCCUUACCUUCUUUAGGGAUUUGCUAGACCUAGUCUGUAAAUUUUGUAUGAGUCAGCAAAAUUAUAAAAAUUAUAACCAGUAUCACUUUCUAGUGGGAAGUUAGAAAUAGGAAAAAUAUACUUGAAUUAGUUUCAUUUGACUUGCUUAUUGAAUGCUUUGAAACUUUUAUCAACUAAUGCAUCUACUAAUUUGAAUCAUAGCAAAGCAAAAGCUUCUGUAGGAAUAGCAUAAGUGGACACUCCCGGGACAAAAUUAGCUCCAUUGUCUUUUACACCUAAGUUAAAACAAGGGAAUUGAUACACACAAACCAUUUUUCCCUCAAAAACGCAAAUUAUGCAAUUGGGAAAAUAUAUUUCAUGUUGCUUUGAGUUUGGGUUAUCAAAGAUUACUAUUUUCUUACAUUCCAGAGUUCUUUAGAAGUCGAAGUCAAAUUCUGCCUAUGCAGUAAGGGUUAAGAAUUACGGGAAAAACUGUUCCGUACAUUUGAACUGAAAGGUGCUAAAAUAGAGAGCAACCUCUGAUAAGUAAAAAUCGUUGGUGCUUUGUUGUUUUUCCCUUUGUGCCUCUCUUAAUGCUUUAUUAUGGUCUUAAGUCUCUUUUAGCAUUUGCAUAAAGUUCAGGAUAGAUCCCUCCUUAAUGAUGUGCCGAUCAUUAGAUACCUGUGUGUCAAUAACAUGCUCUGAUGCUAGGUACCAUUGACAGUCACACCGUGCCCCUCCAUCUGCUUUUGUUUUGACCCUAUCUUUGAACUUUAUCUUGGUUGCCGGCCAGUAGUUUUCCCUUUAAUUACAAGAAGGAAACUGUCAAUAAAAUCUGUUAAAUGGGAUGCAAUGAGUGGCUUGAAUGGGCGGACGGCUAUUUGUUCAAAUUCUGCAGCAUUCAAGGUAUUGACAGUUUGUUUUCUGGGGCCAUAUGUGACGAUCAAUCUCAGGCUGGGCUCAGCCGCGCUGAAAAAUGAAAAACCAGAUUGCUUUUGCUUACUUGUGGAUGACGACUUUGUGAUUUGGCGCGGUCCUAGUGAGAUGAGACCUUCUGCCCAAAUUGCCCCCAUGAGAGCCAGGGACGCGUGACUGUUUUUAGAAAUAAUUUUUAAUUGAUUUUGUAAUUAACAGUUCAUCUACAAUAUUGAUGCACGAAUCCUUGGACUGAUAGGAGAGAAAUUGUUUUCAACAAUGAAGUUGUACUUUCCUAUUUGUCUUCAUAAUAGAGUUUAGCAUUUCACAGUUCUAAUUGUGAAUAUAACCCUCUUCCUCAUACCAUGCACCCCUCUUCUCCUACUCUCCCGUGAAAUUAUAAAAUAUGAUUCCCUAUGACAAAUGACAUUGUUAUUAUAAACCCUGAAGAAACCCCUGCCCUCCCUCU